AUGUUCCUGUUUCCCCUCCUGCUCCUCCUCAUCCUCCGUCUCCUCUCCCUCCCCCUCCCCCUCCCCCUCCUCCUUCUCGAUUACAAAGUUGUCGCACUGAGAACCGACGGGAGGGAAAAGAACUUUUCGCCAGCAGCCCAGUUUGAGGAGGAAGACGAGGAGGAGGCAGAACAAAAAUGGGACGAAGAGGAGCAGGAGCAGGACGAGGAGAAGGAAGACGAGGAGGUGGAGGAGGACGAGGACGAGGACGAGGACGAGGACGGCGAGGAGGACCCUCUUGAAAGGCUGCAGGCUGUGGAAGGCGAGGAGAACGAGGAUUUUUUCGACCAGUGGCACGACGCGAUCUGUGAAGUGAUGGCGAAGAAACAAGGAGCGAAGAAGAUUCAGCAAGUGCUGGUAGAUGGAGACGAUAUCAUAGUGCGAGGAGGUAGAAACCUUCUCAGGAGUCUAGAGCAGAAGUCUUCACCCUUCAUCAAUCUCAACCUGGAUAAUCUGCGAGGACAUGUGGAGAUGCUGUCAGAAGUAGGAGACUUGUUCCACACAGCUCAACCCUACGACUCUUUCAUGGAUGUUGUGCCAACUGCUCUUGACUCACGUGGAACAAGAAGUGACACGUGUUUUUCAGAUGCCGAAGUCAGACAGGUUUUGAACACCUGGAACGAAGAACAAGCUUAUGUGUUUCAAGAAGAACUGUUGACAAACGACGCUGUUGGCGAGCUAAUGACAUACUCCUCAUGGGCGGAUGCAAACGACUAUCACAUGAGUCACAACUCUCAGCCUCUUAGUCUCCCCCCUGCCGACCUCCCCAGCUGCUCCUCUCUGGUGCUGAGACAAGACCUCCAUCACAUCGUCCUCAUAAGCCCCGCGAUCUGCAAGGAGAGUAUGCAAUUACUGCUUCGUCCUGUGGAAGAAAAUCGCAAGACUUCAACGGAUCAAAUCGCUCGCAUGCUCGGUAUCAAGAUCCCCGUCAAUCCUGUCGCUCAUGCUUCCUUCGCAGACCAGUACGACAUCAGGCGUAAGAUAUCCUCCUGCUUCCACAAGUGGAGCAAGGAGGCCAGUCGCCCCAGACGCAUCGCGUGGAUCACGAAACUCCUCACCCUCAACGCUCGUCACGCCCUGACAGACGCUGCCUUCCUGGGCUGGCGGGCAGCACUGGGAGGAUCAGAAGAAGAUUAUGCUGCGAAGAAUCAAAAGACGAUCAAUGCUUGUCUUCAACAAGUGGGCUGA
Molecule: messenger RNA, 1227 nt
Organism: Guillardia theta CCMP2712
Lineage: Eukaryota; Cryptophyceae; Pyrenomonadales; Geminigeraceae
Exons: 15
Coding region: 1-1227 (408 amino acids)
Source: RefSeq, a predicted model, not a curated record